This is a messenger RNA of Salvia splendens (bonfire salvia), 2349 nucleotides long. Its product is annotated as receptor kinase-like protein Xa21. Gene Ontology annotation, molecular function: ATP binding; protein binding; protein kinase activity. Lineage: Eukaryota; Viridiplantae; Streptophyta; Magnoliopsida; Lamiales; Lamiaceae. The record is from RefSeq and is a predicted model, not a curated record. The transcript has 4 exons. Gene Ontology annotation, biological process: protein phosphorylation. The coding region runs from base 1 to 2349 and encodes 782 amino acids.
AUGUCUUCUCUGCAAGAAUUAACACUACGGCGCAACAAUUUCACUGGGAAUCUUUCAAGGGAUAUUGGGAAUCUUACAAUGCUAACAAAGUUUGACAUCGGCGAAAACUACGUGACUGGGAUUAUUCCUGCUGAAUUUGGUCAACUACACCAACUGGAGAGAUUAGUGUUAGGGGUGAACAGCUUCAGUGGACCUAUUCCACAUGAGCUCUUUAACAUUUCAACUCUUCAAAUCCUUGAUCUUGUUAAGAAUGAUAUAUCUGGAGUUCUUCCAACCAGUCUAUGCCAUACCUCUCCCAUUCUUGAAGGGCUUAAUCUUGCAGUUAAUUCAAUCUCUGGUCCAAUACCAAAUUCUAUAUCUAAUUGUUCCCAACUCAGAAUUCUCACACUUAGUGCAAACAAAUUGAGUGGUUAUAUACCUAUGGAUCUCGGCAACCUAAGACUUCUCGAAGACCUUAGAUUGUUCGGCAACAAUCUUACAAAUGCACCAUCUUCUUCAAACAUGGCCUUCCUUACAUCACUUUCGAAUUGCAGGUCUUUAGCUCAUUUGUAUAUUUCAGAUAAUCCUCUAUACGGCACCAUUCCAGCGUCCAUUGGGAAUUUGUCUUCCUCACUUGGAAUAUUCAGAGCCGCCCGCUGCAAAUUAAAUGGCAGCAUUCCUGAUCAAAUAGGCAACUUAAGAAACUUGACGCUCUUGGCAUUAGAGGGCAAUGAGUUAUCUGGUAAUAUUCCCCUAUCCAUCAAACAUAUACAUAAUCUUCAAGGAUUAUAUCUUGAUGCUAACAAGUUGCAAGGCUCCAUUCCAGAGGUGUCCAACAUGUUGCAUUCAAGCAUACCUACAAGUUUAUGGGAUCUAAAAGAUUUGCUGAUUCUUAACUUGUCCUUCAAUUCGUUGAGUGGGGUUUUACCUCAAAAGAUAAGUAACUUACGAGCAGCAAUCGAUAUAGAUCUAUCGAUGAAUCAGUUGUCAGGGUCUAUUCCCAGCACUAUUGGAAAGCUACAGAAUUUGGUUAAUCUGUCUUUGGCAAAUAACAGACUCGAAGGUUCUAUUCCAGUUUCCAUGGGAAGCAUGACAGGUCUGGUGAGUCUUGACUUGUCCCAUAACAACCUCUCUGGUUCAAUUCCAAAGUCUUUGGAAGCUCUUCAACAUCUCAACUACUUUAAUGUCUCUUUCAAUAAUCUGAGUGGAGAGAUUCCAAGUGGCGGUUCUUUCAGAAACUUCACUAUGGAUUCUUUUAAGGGCAAUAAGGCAUUUUGUGGAAGUCUGAGGUUCAAUGUUCCAAUUUGCCCCGCGGUUUCUAGUCACAGAUCGAAGAAGAAAAAGGUGGAACGAGCUUCAUUUAUUGCUUUUGGGGUUGUGGCUUUCAUUUCAAUUGUUUCUCUAGCUCUCAUCUUUCUCAGAAACAGAAGGAAAGAUAAGACAACUAUAGAAGUUGAUGAGAUGGUAUCCAUUGUGCCAGAAAGAAUCUCAUAUUAUGAACUUCUGCAAGCAACUGAACAAUUUAAUGAGAGCAAUCUGCUUGGCACUGGGAGUUCUUGCUCUGUGUACAAAGGAGUUCUUAACAAUGGAAAGGUUGUCGCUGUCAAGGUGUUUAAUCUUCGGUUGGAAGGUAUUUCAAAGAUAUUUGAUGUCGAAUGUGAGAUUCUUCGUAGCAUUCGACACAGGUGUCUGAAUAGUGUCAUAAGUUGUUGUUCCAAUGAAGACUUCAAGGCAUUAGUACUCGAGUAUAUGCCCAAUGGAAAUCUUGAGAAAUGGUUAUAUUCUCAAAACCAUUUCUUGAAUUUCAUGGAAAGAUUGAAUAUAAUGAUCGAUGUUGCAUCGGCUUUGGAGUAUCUUCACAGUGGCUAUUCGACACCAAUUGUCCACAGUGACUUGAAGCCAAGUAAUGUCUUGUUAGACAAAGACAUGGUUGCUCGUGUAAGCGAUUUUGGGAUAGCGAAGCUGCUAUACGAUGGAGAUAGCACGGUUUUAACCAACACCCUGGGAACAUUGGGUUACAUUGCUCCCGAGUAUGGUUUAGAAGGACAAGUCUCCACAAGGUGCGACGUCUAUAGCUACGGGGUGAUGUUGAUGGAAGUUUUUACGAAGAAAAAGCCAAGUGACGACAUGUUUGAUGGAGAUCUAAGCUUGAAGAGAUGGAUUGAAAGGUCGGUUCCACAAUUCACCCAUCGAGUUAUAGAUGCCAACUUACUGAUGAACGACGAAGAACAUGGCGACAAAAUUGUGGAAUUUACUUCAUCCAUGUUAGAGUUGGCCUUAAAGUGUUGUGCAGAUUCUUCUCAUAAAAGGAUUAAUAUGAAAGAAGCUCUAGCAGAGCUGCAGAAAAUCCAACAUAGGUUUUUGGGAUGA